Paraglomus brasilianum is the source of this 447-nucleotide messenger RNA. Lineage: Eukaryota; Fungi; Glomeromycota; Glomeromycetes; Paraglomerales; Paraglomeraceae. The record is from the annotation of a GenBank genome assembly.
AUGCAACCUAUUACUGCCUGCGGUUACAUACCAAUACUCUUGCUGAUUCUGGCUCUCCUUACUGGUACUCACGCCAUUCCGCUUGGAGACUCGGUCUACACCCACAACGACAACUGUCGUUACGAAGAAUUCUCCAUAUGCUCUAGUGCACAAAAAGAUCUUGACAAAGAAGUUAACACAAGUUCGUCGGAAGAUCAAGCGUCAGCAUCGUCGGACAUAAUACAUACCAUCGAAGAUUUAAGCCCGUGUAUUAAAAUUAUACUUGCUAUCGCUGGGCUUGUCAUUGCAAUCAUAUUAUUUUGCUUCGUUCAGUCAAUUUAUAGUCUAUGUUCCGGCCCACAAGAUAACACAAUACCGACUAUGCACAUACAUUGUUUUGUCUGUACGCAUAUCACAACAUUUAACCAUGGUGGGGAUCUCAAUCAAGGAGUUCCACGGCAAGAGUAA